GACAUCCGGCAACAGGUUUGAAAACUUCAUUCGCCGAAGUUUGAUGCCCGUUUGCGCAUCUCGUGCCUCUUUCUCGGCACAGUUAAAUGCGCUGGCUGUGAUGUCUCCAGACGUGCGAUAAUCGACUGCGUAUUCACCUCAAGCGCCGAAGUUAUACCAGAAAGGGAAACGACCGUGGGAGUGGUGUGAAACCGUCGGUUAGGCCUAGCCGCAGCUGCCGGGCAGUCGACAUGGGUUGUGCUGUGAGUACCGCCGCCGACAAGGAGGCUGCCGAGCGUUCCAAAAAGAUCGACAGAGAUCUUCGAGCCGAUGGCGAAAGGCAAGCGAGGGAAGUCAAGCUUCUACUGCUGGGUGCUGGGGAGUCUGGAAAGAGCACCAUCGUUAAACAGAUGAAGAUAAUCCACGAGUCUGGGUACACGGCAGACGAAUGCAAGCUCUACCGGCCCGUGGUGCACAGCAACACCAUCCAGAGCCUGCUGGCCAUCAUCCGUGCCAUGGGGCAGCUCAAGAUUGACUUCAAGGACCCCAGUCGAGCUGAUGACGCCCGCCAGUUCUUCACGGUGGCAGGAGCGACGUCGUCCCAAGAGUGUGACAUCACACCGGAGCUGGCCUCGCUGAUGAAGCGCCUCUGGCAGGACCCAGGGGUGCAGCACUGCUUUGCCCGCUCACGGGAGUACCAGCUCAAUGACUCGGCCUCAUACUACCUGAAUGCAUUGGACCGCAUCUCGCAGCCAAACUACACACCGACACAGCAGGAUGUACUACGAACAAGAGUCAAGACAACGGGCAUUGUCGAGACACAUUUUGUCUUCAAGGAGUUGCACUUCAAGAUGUUUGAUGUAGGAGGCCAGCGGUCCGAACGGAAGAAGUGGAUUCACUGCUUUGAAGGUGUGACGGCCAUCAUCUUCUGCGUGGCCCUGAGUGGCUAUGACCUCGUAUUGGCCGAGGACGAGGAAAUGAACCGGAUGAUUGAGAGCAUGAAGCUGUUUGACUCCAUCUGCAACAACAAGUGGUUUGUGGACACGUCCAUCAUCCUCUUCCUCAACAAGAAGGACCUCUUCGAGGAGAAGAUCACCCGGUCACCACUGACCAUUUGCUUUCCAGAGUACACAGGCAGCAACACGUACGAAGAAGCGGCCGCCUACAUACAAAUGAAGUUUGAAUCGCUGAACAAGCGCCGGGACACCAAGGAGAUCUACACCCACUUCACGUGUGCCACUGACACCAACAACAUCCAGUUUGUGUUUGACGCCGUGACUGACGUCAUCAUCAAGAACAAUCUGAAGGACUGUGGUCUCUUCUGAACGCGAGAAGGCAACGUGUCGACGGCCCCCCUCCUCCCAACAGCAGGAUCACUGCCUGUUACUGUUGCCAAAGCCACUUGCACGGUGGUGUCAGAUGAAACUGGACGGUGACCUGCAGUCUUAUGCACCGGGUGUUCCUGUGGACGUGAAGCGAGUGGACUGCCAAAGAAGAGGGCAGGGAUGCUCCUUGAAGGCACGUGGUUCUAGCCGAGGCGGGAAUUCUUGUGCAAUGCUGUCGCUUGCAUGAACUGCAUUUCUUUUAUAUCUUAUGCCUUGUGUUCAGCAGUCACAGCCGCAACAUUUAUCUUCUUUCUAGCCACCCCUUCUAGGCCCUUUUAUUUUAAGCAUUACUUAAAGCUUGCAACAAACAUGCAAAAUAAGAAAGGAGAAAUGACCUGAUUCUGUUGCGGCAAUAAUUUACAAAGGCAUGGCAUUUAUUUUUGUUAUUACGGUUACUUUUUAAGUAAGGGAUCAAUUCUUCUCACUGUUGCGUGUUUUUUUUUUCCCUUUAAUCUUUUCUAGCUGUGAGCAGAAGAGCUUAGUUUCCAAGUCCUCACUCUGUUACCUUCCUCCCUGCAAGUGUGUUGUGUGUGUAUUAUGGUAAGGAAUUCAUGGACCCAUUUGCUGUGCCCUCUCACUUUCCUCUGUGAUGUAGUUCGGUUGUUGAGAAUGCAGUCGUGUCGUACCUGCCAAGGGUUCCAAAUCUGCCAUGUUGCACGAAUUGCAUUGAGAUUCUUGCAAGAAUGUUUUACACCACCGAUGAGGCGACGUGGCCAAGUCUGAAACCAAUUGAAAUGCUGCAUGUGUUGAUGACAUAGAUGGUAGGUUGAAUGCAAAGGUGAAAAUACCUUCAUUACAUCUUCUAUUCGCCAUGAGCACACAUUUGUUGUGUGUUAGGGAAAUUCCACAUACAUUUGGUCACCGAAACAUGCCCACACCAGCUGUUCGCAAUGCAUGCGAUUUUCAAGGGACUUGCUUAGGUCUACUACAGUUUGCCAUGUUCCACAUUUUGUGGCGAGCAGUAAGUAUUCGCUUGUGACAUGCGGCAGUUUUAUGUCUGCAUAAUGGUGGGACAAUGCUCGGGCUGCUUAUUUAGUUGUUUUUGUUUUUAUGUAAUAGUUGAUGCCCUCAAGGCCUAAGGCACUACAAGGGGAGGGUUUUAUACCUGUGUUAUUAACAGAAAGAAGUUAAACAUGUCAGUACACAAGUUCUUGGUUAUAAUUUUAUAUCUUAAUGGUAAGUCCUUGCUAGAAAAGUUAUGAAAAAGGUUUGUGAGGGACAAAUGAAUGCUUUUUUUUUGCAAGCCUUAGUUGACAGUGUUAGCUGAACUGUUAUAGAAACACAGGCUGUCCUGGUUGCCAGCUGCUGAGCUAAAGGCUGCUUGCAAAGUUUUGUCUGAAAUGAACUUAUGCCCACUUAAGAUGAUUGUGGCAGUAAGCAAAGGGAGGCUAGUAGUGUGAGAUACUGAACAAUAAAACUUACUUGUUGUUGGGCUGGUUGGUUAUUCAUCAUAUUGUAAAAUAACUGGCACAACUUUGGCUCCCGCAAACCCCUAUACAAUCACUUUCAUCCACCCGAGCGCUGAGUGUAGUGUGUGUUUCUCGGAAGGAUGAGUGAAUUAUUGUAUGAGUGUUUGCUAGAGUCAAAGUUAUCAAUCAAUUCAGUCAAUUAUCUGACAAUAUGAGAUACUGGAAACUGCAGAAAAUUAUUUAUAAGCACGAAUACAGAACUUUUGGUUUUGGCUACAAUUUUAUCUCAUAUCUAUUUACAGGUCAAUUGUACAUUAUUAUAAUGAGGUUUUGAACACAUGUGUCUCUAUGAGAUUUUCGAGGGGAAUUUGUUUAUCUCGUAAUAUCCGUGAUUUCAUUAUGCAGUCAAUCUUGUUUGUAAUCGGCCUGAUGGUCAUGCUGUUGUGUUUAAAUAUGAAGUUCGUAGUUAGUAUGCAUGCAAUAUUACUGAUAAAAAUGAAGAGUCUAUUAAGAACAGCAUUGAUCUUUUUACAAAGUUCGCUAUAUCUCUUAGCUUUUUUAGUGUGCACGCAACUACAGCAUUUAAAAAAAAGUGUGGCCGUAUUCUCCGCUCUUAGACCAUUGUUGCCAAAAUGCUGUUGUGGGCAGCCGCAUGCAACUGACUGUGGUCGCUCUCAUGGCAUCUGGUAGCAGGUCAGGAUCCUCAAUGUUUUUGCGAGAGGCCUUGCCUUCCGAUUGCACUUUGUAUGCAAUGACUUUGUACUGUAUGGGCCUGCUGUUAAGGCAUCGUUGUAGGCACCUGCGAAGUCUUUCCGUGUGACAUUAAAUCUGGGUGAAGAGCAUGCCAUUCAUGUGCUGCUUUACUCACGUUCAAGUGUAAUAUCAAUAAAUGGCUUCACCCGUUGUUCCUGGGCCUUCGAACCUCACCCUAUGGAGUCUUUUCCAGAGCCAAGUUCAACGGAACAUGUAGCCGUUUACUGAAGAAAAAUGAUUGGAACAGUGAAUGUCACCGGAGCCGACAUUUCAACAAGUGGACUUGUGUUCGUCAAGGCAGCCUCUCUCUUGUGCAUUCGUCGUCACUUUAAUCCAGCCAGCCUGAACCUUUUUCGCAGUGGUGCACAUGUAAACAUAGGCGUGUGCUUCAUAAAGAGUGGAAGGACGUUGGGUGGUCGUGAGUCACGAACCUUUGCAGUCAAUGCCCCUAUGAAAAGUGUGAAUGCAAGGAAGCGUGGUAAAGUUUACAACACCUCCACAUUUGCUCUAACCUAAAUGUGUGGCCGCCGUUGUUCAUUGUAUGCGGGACUCCGAGCCUCUGUUUUAACGCAUAUUUCGACAGUAGUACCACCAUUGUGCAUGAUAACUUGGGAUUUUCGUAUUACUGUGGCCAUCCUAACUAGUUCAACUGCAUCCCUCAGUGUGGCGACGUUUGAGAGUAUUCGACUGGACAACGGCAAAAAUUUGUUGCUUUUGCUUUUUGUUGCUCCGUGUUGUUGCCCUAUACUUGAGUGCAACGCCGCAGAAUCGGUCGCUUGAAUAUCGUGUCGUGCAGGUGCCUCCUAACGCAGAAUUUUUAUCCUCUGCGUGUGUCCAGCAUCGAGGCACCUUGUUUUGAGGCAGAUUGUGCUUUCUCCCAGCAGCAUGAUUUAAUUAUGGCAGUGAAGAUUGCGUAAGCCUCUUUUCGGAAGUGCAGUUUUUUACCCAGCUCAUUAUUUAUAGUGACUCCAACCGUCACGCCUUUGCAAGGGUUGGUACAAGUAAACAGAGAAGGUUUACUGUGAUAAGUGUCAAUAAAAGUAAUCAUGUCCAAAUUAUGUGUGGCGUGCAUUUUCACUACCCCUCUCUGGAUCUUGGCAGGUAUGCACUGGGCUGUCAUGUUGGAAUGCAAGGACUGCUAUUUAUGCAACCCCUCAAAACAAACAGUGCCUUUCCCGACUACUGAUAUCGUCGAGUGGACCCUGCUUUCAAUUACAAUCUGUAAUUGCUCAGUAUUGGUUGUCAGUGUUGUGACCGAGCUGGGCCUUGUUCUGGUCAUGCAGAAUUUCCUGUAUGCCCUGCUUUUGUCAACCUUUGCUGUGAAUUUCGUCUGGCUCUUCUGCAUUAGUGGUAAAAAAGGAAAUUUCGGAAGCGGUGGCCAUCUUUCUUGUUGGCACGAGUAUUUGGUAAUGAGGGCCUCACCUGUGGCAGUUUGUGCCUCACACCAUUCAGUAUGAUUAAACCAAUAUGUCGACCAGUUUUUUGUUACGAUAAAAGUUUCAGGGACACUUCGGGCUAAACUUUGGUGUCUGCAUUAAUUUGGUGAUUUGUACGAAGUGUGAUCACACUGAAAUCCGGGGAAAGCUUGUGCUCUCUUUGGGUGGCACCCAGGCAAGGGAGGCAACCGUUCCUGACUGGGUCUGGAACAGUUCUGCGUAAGAUGGAAAUAGCGAUUUUAAAGGUUGAGUGGGCCAAGUUUGCUGGUUGCAUCUUGUGAUUGUCUCCAAUGGCAUCCUGGAUCUCUGCAGCCCUUAUCAUGACAGCUGGCAUUAUCGCAAAGAAGCUAGAAUGCUGAGUUUACUCACCUCUGUAUGCCACUUGUCUGUAAUCACCAACUGUUUGUUCAUGUCUGCUCGUGCAGUUUCAGACAUGAUGUUCGUUGAUUUAGUUAGCACAUGAAUGUGUGCCAUCACAUAUGGCUAAAGAACUACAAAUGCUUGUAUAGCCGUUUCAUGCCCUGCUCAGCCCUUCAGGCAAAUUUAUGGCAUUUUUGUUCAUGGAAUUAGUAGCCAUGUGCCAAAAUGUGUUUGCACGGGAUGUGGUAAGAGAAAAAAGAGAGAAAAAUGAGAGCUUGUUUUCUCUGCUUCUUCUUGGCAGCAACUUGGUCCGAGUGCACAAAUGUCUGUAUGAAGCCCCAUCUUUAUUUAAGUGUUGCAGAUGGGCAUUGUUUAGACUUCGUCGUUUUUCGUUAAAUAGCUGUAGUUGAGUCUAUUGCAGCUUUCUCUGCUAUAUAUAUUUAUUUUUAGUGAGUGGCUUCUGAAGCACAUUUCACAUGAGCAUAUUUUCACAUUGCGGUAAUACCAGCAUACAACUGCUGCACUAAAAUUGAUGAAGUGGGUCAAAGCAUUGUGUAUUUGUUUCCUCCACUUGUGCUUCCUUCUUUUACUGCUCUGCCCUAUGUGCAGUAGUCACCCUCACAGUAAUGGUAGAUGUCAUAGAUGUCUUGUGGCACAUUGGCGACAGCUCUAAGGUUCAGUUCAGAGCAUGUAAAAACACGUGGGAUUUCUCGGUACGCUUCAGGAGCAUUUCUAUCGUGUAGCCAUUCUUUUACAGCUGGUGCUUGUUUGUGGAUCCAAUUUCCUAUCUGCUGUUCAUUAUUUGGUGUUGGAAUGUAUGCUUAAUACAUUGCAGUUACUCGCCAUAUUCUUGCGAUACUAUUACUAGUACCGUGACUUGUCACUACCAGCUGGAUUCGUCCUUUGCCAGACCUUUUUGUUCUGGGGCACAUUGGGGAAAACGUGUCUGGAAAUGCCAGAGCAGAUAGAUUGUUUUUACUGUGGUAUAUUCGGAAUUCGGUGGUGCAAUAAAACGUAAUAUUCUAGUUUGCUUAUAGAGCCCUGUUUUUGUGAAACAUUAAACAAGUCUCUUGAAUGCAAGACAUAGCCUUGCAUUCAAGCUGUUCAUGAUGGUGAUGUCCUGUAAGAACGACGUUAGUCCUCACAAGAACUGCUACAGAUUGUGCGUGAAGAUUUAUUAGUCUUGGUUAGGAUUGAAAACCAAGUGAGUUGGCAAGUGUUUACGUGUAUGUGGUACUUGAAGAAUGAAAAAUGACCUCUUGAAAACUGACUCGCUGCCUUUUGUUCACUUGUGAAGCACUGAACAUGCAGUUCCGACGUGAAAUUUAUCGCCCAACAUGCGUGUGGGUCAAAAAACUAUUUCUUGUACAUAAACUGCCGAUUGUACUUGAAAACAGUUGAGGCAAAUGUGCCUAAUGUUGAUGAGUCAUACUUGAUCGCCACUGUAGGAGCAGGCAUGUUAUGGCACUUUCACGUAAGCAAGCUGACUGUUAAGGUCAGCAUGUGCUCUGUCACUGCUGCUAGCCAUUGGAGGGUUUCGUAUGGUUGCAUUAUGUAUACAUUGCACGAAGCAUUGUUGAUGCAAGCAGCCUUCCACACGUGAGCAGUGUAUUUUCACUGCUUACUUUGUAUAUUUUUAUUAUUUCGUCGUCAUAUAACAUUACUUAAUAUACAAAGAGUGCAACCUAGACAUAGUUACACCAUAACUAUGGAAGUAAUAAACAAGGACAGAAAAGAGCGCUGCAGCGUUCUUUUGUGUUCUUGUUUAUUACUUCCAUAGUUACGCUGUAACUACUUCUAGGUUGCGCUGUUCGUAUAUUCAGUUAUGUCCUACCAUCUUGCCAAAGUUUCCACGCUUUAUAUGACAUUGGUUUGAGGUGAGCAAAAUGGUCGGCCUGCGAGUUUUUUUCUUGCUAAAUGCACCACUCCACUGUGUAUCCUUCCUUGUCGUCAGUCCAGCAGUCUGCACAGGCCACUUGUCCUUGCAUUUAUACAACUAUGUUUGUAGGCAUGGCUGUGUAUUUUCUUAGAUGUUGGUGAUCGUUCAAUCCCAUAGAAAAAAAUGCAGGUAAUAUCAACUUACUUAAUUGCUGUUAGCACAGUUCAGGUUGGCCUGCACACAAGGCUUCCCUGGCUCACUACAUUUGUAACCUUUUCCACUUUUGGCCGAAAAUCCCUGGUUGUUGGAGAUAUCUGCCAAUUUUACUGCAAUUUUUGAUGUUCACCUUUGUUGUCGGUGUCGGAUGUCUUGGCAAAAAGUUGCCUAGCAUUUAAAGACAACUGUGGGCUUUCUGCAAACAGCAUGCUGAUGGGCAUUGCUUGCACUAGUCAUUGUGCACAGAUUUAAUUGGUGUUCUUAUAAAAUCAAGAAUGUGUGAGUGAGAAAGAUGGACUCGAUUAUUUUAUUUGAUUCUGUAUGCUUAAAACCAGAGCUUCUAGUUUCAUCACCAAUAUGUGUACCAAAAUCUGUAUUGGGAGAAUGGCCAAUCAUUCGAAUUUUUGUUAGACCACUGCAAUCCUUGAAAAGUAAGAAAAAAAUAUUGCAGUCUUUUUAUUUUCUUUGCCAGGAAUAAAUAAAUUACCCGAAACAUAGGCUGCUUAAAACAUUGUCAAGGUUUAUAUGCCAACACCAUCGUAUGAUUAUGUAAUGAGGGAGUCAGUAUUAACCUUCGAUCACGUGGGGUUUUUAACAUACGCCUAACUGUUUAGCACAUAGGUGUCUAUGCAUUUUGCCCCUGUCGAGAUGUGGUUGCCAUGGCCAGCCACGAAAUCCAGGUCCUCUAGUUGACAUCUUAUUUGCUAUCAAAGGUGUUGUUUUAAGUGAGGGAUGCUAAGCAAGCCAAACAUACUAGCUAUUUGAAAGUGUGAUAACAAAAAUUGUUGUUUUAGUACACUUCGCAUGAUUUAUAAUCAAACUGAAGUUUCUUCAAAUUAUCUGACUAUGUGUGUGAGCUGUUUCAAAACACCUUGCAAAGUGAGUGCGCUAAAGGCUGCAUGAGGUAUGGUUGUUGAGUAGAGAAUGUCACUGGAGGUAUUGUUUCGACUAAAGGACUCAACUUCACCAGGACUGCGAUUGCCUUCUGCUCUCCCGCUGAGGCUGAGGGAGCAAGGCAUGCAUAAAAUGCUGCUGAAGAAGAUUACCCUGACCAACACAAAUACUCUUGCUGGCCCCAUGGACAUUAUCACUUCAGACCUUUCUGUGAACUUCUCCAAGGUGUAGUCAUAAAAUUGGCAUUUCUGCAUACUUCCUCUGCGUUUCAAGAUGAAUGUGCGCAACUAUAGGUGGUUUUGCAUGCUGCUUGAUAUUCCCAAAAUGUUCUUUGAAGAGGCGGUGCUCAUAAUACUGAUUGGUUCCCAUGUAAAGGUAAACCUUGAUCGUAAAGGGAAUGCCAGGCAGUGCAAAAUGAAGUGCCAGAAACAACCGCCUUUCAAGCAUUGUUACUUGCAGCUCUUUCCUAGCAGUGGGUUAAGAUUCAAAAAUAAGAGAUCAACAGUUGCCCUUUUCUGUUGGCAUUUCGUUGCUUAAAUUAGCUGAUUGAAUUAAUUCAGAACUUCUUCACAGUGCAAAAUUAAAUGAGCAAUUUACAACAUACUAGUAAACACAGUCGGCAUAAAGUGCUCCGCUGCCCCGCCGUGGUGGUCUAGUGGCUAAGGUACUUGGCUGCUGACUCGCAGGGCGCGGGUUCGAAUCCCGGCUGCGGCGGCUGCAUUUCCGAUGGAGGCGGAAAUGUUGUAGGCCCGUGUACUCAGAUUUGGGUGCACGUUAAAGAACCCCAGGUGGUCUAAAUUUCUAGAGCCGUCCACUACGGCGUCUCUCAUAAUCAUAUAGUGGUUUUGGGACGUUAAACCCCACAUAUCAAUCAAUCAAUAAAGUGCUCCGCUGUAGCCAAGAUUUUUUGCUAUAUUUAGCUUGCACAGCCAGUGCGAUGGCAAGCAGUGCCCUUAAUCGACUUUUAUGGAGCAGUUUUAAUGGUUGGAAACAUAGCGGUGGCAGUGGUUAUGCAAUUUGUACUGCGCAGGUCACUAUGUGCUAUGUCAAUGGCUCAUUUGCAGCUAGGCGGGUUAUGGCGUGCUAAUUCUAAGCUCAAGUUUUCAAUCCUAGGCGGUGUAUAAGAAUGGGUAGGUACCCCAAGACACCAAAAUAAAUUGGAGCGUGCCUCAUAGUGUGGCUUCUGCAUGCAAAUUGCCAGGACUAUGUUAAAUUGAGCAAACAUUAGUAUAACGUGAAUUGGUUCUAGGUGCACUUGAGGUCACAUUCAAUGUUUAGAUUUUAUUGUAAUGGGUGAAUUCAUAAUGUCCUCACUGGAUGUAGGUUGACAAUUUUUAUUUGUCCCCAUUGCUUAUCAUUUACCAGAUUGUGUUGCUAGUCUUUCUAUGGUUCUGUGUUUGUGGUGUUUGAGGACAUUUCUCUCAUAUUUCAGUAUUCGGAUCAGGUUAUUCUUGUGCUUUGUGCAGUGCCUGUUGGAUACUUUUAUUGUCAGUCACUGCCAGCAGAUACAUGGAUGUGGUGAUUGCUGUGCUCGUGUUCUAUCAUCGCCAACCUGGUAUUUUUUAUCACUUGUCGUAUUCAAUGACGCUAAAUGUUGUGUUACUUCCGGAGUCGCAAAUGGACAGUCUGCCACCUUAUUGCCGCCUGAUGCAUGAUCUCUGAAGUACUGAGCGUUGCUUAUAUAUAUUGAAUAACUUUUCCCUUUGAUGCAGGUGUGGUCACAUGGUCAUGUACAGCUAUGUGACUGUAGCAUUCAUUUCUAAAUACCCUACCUUUGUUGUAAAGCUUCGUAUUCCAUGUCGUAGUUGAAUUUAAAGUGACAUUUUUACAUAUUCUAAAUUCUGCAUUUCUUUUGCUGCAGGUGACUUCUUGUGACAUGCAUUUCUACAAAACUAAAUCGUGCUUUCUCUUUUUACAUUGCUUUCACUUAUUGAUUGUUUUCAUGUCAAAAAUUGAUGGCCAUGCUAAGUGAUGUCUGUAUGCAGCCACAGCUUCGUCUAGGACAUUUGAGAGGUGAAAUUUAUUUCGUUUAGAUGUGGCAUGUCUUGGCUGCCUUGAUAAAGUCCUGGAAAGUAUUCACAAACCAAACGGAUACUUGUAGUGUGCCUGCAGUGUGUGCGUCUCCUAGCCUGGAAAUGCAUUCCCUGUUUGCUCUCAAAUGGGACCUCGUUGAGGUCGCUCAUAGUUUUUGCUGCUGGGUAAAGUUUCCAACAUGUGGCCAUCUUACACUGCAUGCAAGCUGCUGUUGCGAUGAGCAUUGAUGCGUGCUGGAAGGUCUGUAUGUUUGCAGCACUUCCUCACAGAUGUGUAUUAUCGCUUCUGCUCAGUUGAAGUUGUUGUGUAUAAAAGAAAUGAUGUUAUUGUACACAGGGCACCAUCAUGUAUGUAUGAGCAAUUGUAAUUCACAAUGAAAUGAAAUGGUUGUUCUUGUA
This is a messenger RNA of Rhipicephalus microplus (southern cattle tick), 10743 nucleotides long. It is a transcript of the gene Galphai, whose product is annotated as G protein alpha i subunit. Gene Ontology annotation, biological process: adenylate cyclase-modulating G protein-coupled receptor signaling pathway. NCBI's taxonomy places the organism in Eukaryota, Metazoa, Arthropoda, Arachnida, Ixodida, Ixodidae. Gene Ontology annotation, cellular component: heterotrimeric G-protein complex; cytoplasm. Gene Ontology annotation, molecular function: GTPase activity; G protein-coupled receptor binding; GTP binding. The record is from RefSeq and is a predicted model, not a curated record.